UUCGCUGCAGUAGCUGCAGCGCUUUCUUUCUUUUUUGAAACAGGUUUGUGGGUGUGAGUGUGUAUAUAUGUUUUUGCUAUUUGUGAGUAUAUGUCAUUCGCUGUGUAUAUGUCUAUCAGCAUGUGAAUGGAAGGCGGAGGAAUCUUGUCAUAGAAAAGAUAUUGUAUAGAUACAUGUUGUAGAUAUAGUCUAUAGAUAUAGAUUUAUAUUUAUAUAUAUUCAGUAUUCAGUUUGGUUGUUUGUUUGUUUGUUUGCUUCUGUGGGUGGCGGCGGCGGUGGGGGAAUCGAACCUGCGACCAGCAUGAGACCUAAGAACAGAAACAGAGUGACAAUUAAAUUGAGCUGUAUAUAUCUGUAAAUUUGAUCUAAGGUGUAUUGGGUGAGGUGGGGGAGGUUUGUAUCAGAGGAAUGGCCAUGGCUCAGCACCAGCAGCAGCAGCAACCGGCCCAGCCGGUUGGCUUGACCGGGACUGGAGGCAGCAGCAAUGGGGGUAGCAGUAGUACAAGCAGUAGUGCUAAUAGCACGCCUGCAAAUCAUCAGGGAGGGGAUACCACUUUAACAAAGAUCUUUGUUGGGGGCUUGGCAUGGGAGACCAAGAGGGAGACCAUGAAGAAGUACUUUGAGCAGUUUGGGGAUAUACAGGAGGCUGUUGUCAUCAUGGACAAGAACACAGGGAGGUCCAAGGGAUAUGGUUUUGUAACUUUCCGUGAGCCAGAGGCAGCAAGGAGAGCAUGUGUAGAUCCAACACCUGUGAUUGAUGGAAGACGAGCUAAUUGCAAUCUUGCUUCAAUGGGUGCCACCCGGACUAGGCCUUCUCCUCCCCAGCAUGGCAAUCGAUUCAGAUCAGCUGGCCACUUUCCUGUAGGUUCUCAAGGAAUGCCUACUUAUAACAGUGGUUUGGCGUUUCCUCAGCCCAGUCCCUAUCCAUACCAGCAAGGCUACCCCUAUUCUCCAUUUGGGUGCGUCGUAAGGUAUGCCACAUAUCCACCAGACUUCAAUUUUGCCCAGGGAUUUUAUAAUCCAUAUGCAGCAGCCCAGUUUCCUCAAGUAUAUGCUGGACCAGCAGCAACAAUGUACCCACAUGCACAAGUAACACAAGGUGCAGCUGGCUACCCUACCUCACCAGGAUAUAAUAUGCAAGGCCCACACAUUGUUCAGUAUAGCAGUCCUGGAAUGGUGGCAACAACUACUGUAUCGCCACAGUAUGGGGGUGGGGCAUCUGUCCCAAGCGCUGUUCAAACUUCAGCACUAAUAGGUGCUAAUUCUGCCUCAGCAAACCGAAGCCCAGGACAAAUUCAACAGUAUGCGGCUGUAGCAGCUCCUGAACAAGCUGCUACAUGACAUUUUUAAUGGCAAGACUUGGAACAGGGUAAAGACAGAAGGCACAUUUGUGCAAACUGGGCUAAGUUGACUUCAAACUUUAGUCAAUUCUUUAUGAUCCAUCAUUAGAAACUAAAGGAGCAUUUGGCUAACUUGUAUCGAUGAAUAUUUGUUCAGUUAGUUUUGAUCCUUCUGCUGAAGUCCCCAAUCUUUAUUCUUUCAUAUUAAACAUUUGCAGUGAAGAACUAACUUAUCGGAUGCUGAUAUUACUUGAAAGAAAUGGAUUCGAAAGAAUUAUUUACAAAGAAAAAAAUUCAACAAUGUAACUGGAAUAUACAAGGCAGGGAAAACUUUGUAAAUUUGCCAUGUUCUGACAUUAGUCCACAAUGAUGUUGAAGCUCAGAUUAAGUUAAUUUAUGCAUCAAAACCUUUUUGUUGAAA
Cryptomeria japonica (Japanese cedar) is the source of this 1761-nucleotide messenger RNA. RefSeq lists its product as uncharacterized. Gene Ontology annotation, molecular function: RNA binding. The transcript has 6 exons. Lineage: Eukaryota; Viridiplantae; Streptophyta; Pinopsida; Cupressales; Cupressaceae. The coding region runs from base 409 to 1341 and encodes 310 amino acids. The record is from RefSeq and is a predicted model, not a curated record.